UUUUGGCAACGGUGCAAUAGAGUCACAAUUUCAAUGGCCGCAGAAAUUUGUGGCGCGUCUCUAUUCUUAUCCGUUAAAACUCAACUGCAACAACGACACCAACACCAACACCAACGCGCGUUCUUCCACACUCAACGAAGCAGAACGAGAAGAAGCACCACCAGAUUCUACUCAUCCAAACGCUGCUUCUGUUCCGUCUUUCCAAAUGCCUCCACGUUUCGCCGCGGCGUCGCGUGUCAGGUCGCGAGCGCCGACCUCGAAUCCGCCGCCAGAGCCGGCGAGGAUCGUCUCUCUAAGGUGCCGGUGCGUAAUAUAAGAAACUUCAGCAUCAUUGCGCAUAUCGACCACGGAAAAUCCACGUUGGCGGAUAAGUUGCUUCAGGUUACUGGCACGGUGCAGCAGCGAGAGAUGAAGGAUCAGUUUCUCGAUAACAUGGAUUUGGAGAGGGAAAGAGGAAUCACUAUUAAGCUUCAGGCAGCUCGAAUGCGUUAUGUGUUUGAAAACAAACCUUAUUGCUUGAAUCUAAUAGAUACUCCGGGGCAUGUCGACUUCUCCUACGAGGUUUCUCGGUCACUUGCUGCAUGUGAGGGUGCUCUUCUUGUAGUAGAUGCUUCUCAGGGGGUUGAAGCACAAACACUAGCUAAUGUGUAUUUGGCUUUGGAGAACAACCUAGAAAUUAUACCUGUUUUGAACAAAAUAGAUCUCCCAGGUGCAGAACCAGAUCGUGUUAUCAAGGAGAUUGAAGAGAUUGUAGGUCUAGAUUGUAGCAAUGCGAUUCUCUGCUCUGCAAAGGAAGGAAUAGGUAUAAUUGAUAUCCUCAAUGCAAUCGUUUCAAGAAUUCCUCCACCUGAAGAUACAUCUAAAAGACCACUGAGGGCUUUAAUAUUUGAUAGCUACUAUGAUCCAUAUAGAGGUGUUAUUGUGUACUUUCGAGUUGUAGAUGGGACUAUAAAGAAAGGUGACAGAGUUUAUUUUAUGGCAAGUGGGAAGGACUAUUUUGCUGAUGAAAUUGGAGUUUUGUCUCCCAAUCAACUACAAGUUGAAGAAUUGUAUGCUGGUGAGGUGGGUUAUCUAUCUGCAUCAAUAAGAACAGUAGCUGAUGCUAGAGUGGGUGACACUAUUACUCACUAUGGAAGAAAGGCUGAUAAUUCCCUCUCUGGAUACGAGGAAGCCACUCCUAUGGUGUUUUGUGGCCUGUUUCCUGUUGAUGCUGACCAAUUUCCUGAUCUGCGUGAUGCACUUGAGAAGCUACAACUCAAUGAUGCUGCACUGAAGUUUGAACCUGAGACCUCAAGUGCUAUGGGAUUUGGCUUUAGGUGUGGAUUUCUGGGUCUUCUUCAUAUGGAAAUUGUUCAGGAGAGACUUGAGAGAGAAUACAAUUUGAGCUUGAUAACAACUGCUCCAAGUGUUGUGUACAGAGUAAACUGUGUAAAUGGUGAUACUGUCGAAUGCUCGAAUCCAUCUUUACUUCCGGAGCCUGGAAAAAGGAAAUCAAUUGAGGAGCCAUUUGUCAAGAUUGAGAUGCUUACACCAAAGGACUACAUUGGUCCGCUUAUGGAACUAGCACAAGAAAGAAGAGGGCAAUUCAAAGAAAUGAAAUUUAUCGCUGAAAAUAGGGCAUCAAUCACCUAUGAAUUACCACUAGCAGAGAUGGUUGGCGAUUUCUUUGAUCAGUUAAAGUCAAGAAGUAAGGGUUAUGCUAGUAUGGAGUAUACCUUUGUCGGGUACGUAGAAAGCAAUUUAAUUAAACUUGAUAUACGUAUAAAUGGUGAUUGUGUGGAGCCAUUGGCUACAAUUGUGCACAAUGAUAAGGCAUAUUCUGUGGGAAGGGCUUUGACUCUAAAGUUGAAGGAGCUCAUACCGCGACAAAUGUUUAAAGUACCAAUUCAAGCGUGCAUAGCAUCAAAAGUGAUUGCUAGUGAAGCGAUAUCUGCAAUAAGGAAGGACGUACUAGCCAAAUGCUACGGUGGGGACAUUUCAAGAAAAAAGAAAUUGCUUAAGAAACAGGCUGAAGGAAAGAAAAGGAUGAAGUCUAUUGGUAAAGUUGAUGUGCCCCAAGAAGCUUUCAUGGCAGUUUUGAAACUUGAAAAGGAGGUAAUAUGAUUUUUGCUUUCGUGUAAGUUGCAACAUGAUCUGAAAUUGUAAAUAUAUUAAGAAAAUAUUGGACCUAAUAUUUUUUUGUUUGAUAUAAUUGUUCAAAUGUUGUUAUCUAUGAUUCUUAGUUGCAUACAAGAUUUUGGAUCAUUGAUAAGAUCACUUACGAGUUGCACUAUUGACUCUGCUAGUUCUAAAUUGCAAAUAUAUUCACAA
Cajanus cajan (pigeon pea) is the source of this 2310-nucleotide messenger RNA. Lineage: Eukaryota; Viridiplantae; Streptophyta; Magnoliopsida; Fabales; Fabaceae. The record is from RefSeq and is a predicted model, not a curated record.